Molecule: messenger RNA, 4314 nt
Organism: Lachnellula hyalina
Lineage: Eukaryota; Fungi; Ascomycota; Leotiomycetes; Helotiales; Lachnaceae
Gene: bfr1
Product: Brefeldin A resistance protein
Exons: 8
Coding region: 1-4314 (1437 amino acids)
Biological process (GO): transmembrane transport
Cellular component (GO): membrane
Molecular function (GO): ATP hydrolysis activity; ABC-type transporter activity; ATP binding
Source: RefSeq, a predicted model, not a curated record
AUGGCGGCGACAGAGCCAGAGCCAAAGCCAGAGCCAAAGACAUACGCCCCAGUGACCACGCAACCCGGCCUCAUUUCACGUAUUCUCACCAACACCUCCGUCCUCACCCGCCGCAAUUCUCAAAGGGCAUACGAUGAUUCAGACGAAGAUGAACACGUCAGUAUGGCUUCCGACUGGAAGAUGAUGCCCGAGCUCAGGAUGGUCCAGCGCCAGGGCGAGAAGGAUGAGGUAAAAGGGCGAAAAUUAGGAGUCACGUGGAAAAACCUGACAAUCAAAGGCAUUGGUGCUGAUGCGGCCAUCAAUGAAAAUGUGGGAUCCCAGUUCAAUAUUCCACGGGCCAUCAUGGAAGCCCGAGGUGGCGCGCCGCUGAAAACAAUUCUUGAGAACUCUCAUGGCUGUGUCAAACCAGGAGAGAUGCUCUUGGUUCUCGGUCGCCCUGGAGCCGGCUGCACCAGUCUAUUGAAGGUAUUGGCCAACAGGAGGGAAGGAUAUGCGGAAAUCACAGGCGAUGUACAUUGGGGAACCAUGAAUCCAAAAGACGCAGCCCAGUAUCGAGGACAGAUCGUCAUGAACACAGAAGAAGAGCUGUUCUUUCCUACACUCACGGUUGGACAAACGAUCGAUUUUGCGACUGCUCUCAAAAUUCCAUUCAACCUACCCUCAGACAAAGCGACCCCGGAAGAGUUCCAAAAAGAGAAUGUUGACUUCUUAUUGAAAUCCUUGGGCAUCCCUCAUACGCGUGACACAAAAGUUGGAAAUGAAUUUGUACGUGGAGUUUCUGGCGGAGAACGUAAACGCGUUUCGAUUUUAGAGACUCUAGCAACUCGGGCGAGCGUUUUCUGUUGGGACAAUAGUACGAGAGGUUUGGAUGCUAGCACAGCCCUGGAAUACACCAAAGCGGUUCGAGCCAUUACAGACAUAUUCGGUCUCGCAUCAAUCGUCACACUCUACCAGGCUGGAAACGGGAUCUACAACCUAUUCGACAAAGCCUUGGUAAUCGACGAAGGCAAACAAAUUUACUAUGGUCCCCUGAAGCAAGCUCGUCCAUUUAUGGAGGAUUUAGGCUUCUAUUGUGAUGAUGGAGCGAAUGUCGCUGAUUACCUCACUGGAGUCACGGUCCCAUCUGAGAGGAGGAUUCGCGAAGGGGUCGAGAGCUUCCCACGGACAGCCGAUGAGAUUCGAGCGGCGUAUGAGAAAUCCAGCAUCAAAAAUGAAAUGGAAGCGGAAUACGAUUAUCCCACUUCAGAAGAAGCGAUAUCCCGGACUGAAGACUUCCGGAUUAGUGUUCAUCACGAGAAAGCUAAAAGCCUGCCAAAGAUAUCUCCAUAUACGGUUUCGUUUGGGCGCCAGAUCGAUGCUUGUGUCCGGCGCCAGUAUCAGAUCCUCUGGGGUGACAAGGCUAGCUUGAUCAUCAAGCAAACCUCCGUCCUUGCCCAGGCCCUCAUCGCUGGAUCACUCUUUUACAAUGCGCCUGCUAAUUCUGGUGGUAUCUUUGUCAAAUCUGGAGCACUGUUCUUGGCUCUAUUGUUCAACAGUCUCAUGGCUAUGUCCGAAGUCACAGAGUCUUUCUCCGGUCGUCCUGUUCUCGCAAAGCACAAGAAUUUCGCCCUCUUCCAUCCCGCCGCCUUUUGUCUUGCGCAGGUUGCAGCUGAUAUCCCGGUACUCUUGUUCCAGAUCACACCUUUCUCUAUUGUAUUAUACUUUAUGGUUGGAUUGAAACACGAUGCUGGUACCUUCUUCACCUUUUGGAUCUUCUUAUUUGCAACAUCAAUGUGCAUGACAGCUUUAUUUCGGUCUAUUGGUGCUGGAUUUACGACUUUUGAUGGCGCCAGUAAGGUGUCAGGGUUCCUAGUCUCGGCUUUCAUUAUGUAUACUGGAUACAUGAUUCAAAAACCCGCAAUGCAUCCCUGGUUUGUCUGGAUCUAUUGGAUUGAUCCUCUAGCUUAUGGCUUUUCCGGAAUUCUUGCCAACGAAUUCAAGGACGCUAUAAUUCCUUGCAUCGGAACAAAUUUAGUCCCCAACGGUCCUCAGUAUGGUGAUCUUCUCUAUUCAGCUUGCGCUGGGGUUGGAGGAGCUCGACCUGGCGCCACUAGCGUUACGGGAGCUGAGUAUCUUGCCUCGUUAUCUUACUCCGCGUCAAAUAUCUGGCGUAACUUUGGCAUUGUUUGGGCUUUCUGGGUUCUUUUUGUUGCAAUCACAAUCGUCUCGACAACUCACUGGAAGGCCCAGGGUGGAAAGAGCGGGGUUCUCCUUAUUCCCCGUGAAAAGGCCAAGAAGAACAUCCAACAUCUUGUUGCCGACGAAGAAUCCCAAUCUAAGGCGCAAGUUGAUCAAGAAAAGAAGGUCGCGGGCUCAGGUACCUCUUCUUCCGACGAGAUAACGGUCACCGGUCAACAAUUGGUUCGGAAUACCUCAGUGUUCACCUGGAGAAACCUGUCAUAUACGGUUAAAACACCCUCUGGAGACAGAACUCUCUUAGAUGAUGUUCAUGGAUGGGUCAAACCUGGACAAUUGGGUGCUUUAAUGGGGUCGUCUGGAGCUGGAAAAACCACACUUCUAGACGUUUUAGCUCAGCGUAAAACAGAUGGUACGAUCAAAGGAUCAAUUCUUGUGGAUGGGCGGCCUCUCACUGUGAGCUUUCAACGCUCAGCUGGUUAUUGUGAGCAACUGGAUGUUCACGAACCUUUGGCAACUGUUCGGGAAGCACUCGAAUUCUCCGCCCUCCUUCGUCAGUCUCGAACAACUCCCCGAGAGGAGAAGCUCAAAUAUGUCGACAGCAUAGUCAAUCUUUUAGAAAUGCACGACAUAGAGAAUACCCUUAUCGGAACUACCGGCUCUGGUCUUUCCGUUGAGCAAAGGAAGCGGUUAACUAUUGGAGUGGAACUUGUGUCAAAACCCAGCAUUCUAAUCUUCUUGGACGAGCCUACCUCCGGACUUGACGGACAAGCAGCUUUCAAUAUUGUUCGUUUUUUGAGAAAAUUGGCAGAUGUUGGACAAGCAGUUUUGGUAACUAUUCAUCAACCGUCCGCUCAGCUAUUCCUUCAGUUUGACAGUCUCCUGCUAUUGGCCCGGGGCGGCAAGACUGUUUACUUUGGCGAUAUAGGCCCUAGUGCUGCCACUCUCAAGGAAUACUUCGCUCGCUAUGACGCUCCUUGCCCUAAAGAUGCCAAUCCCGCUGAGCAUAUGAUUGAUGUUGUUUCUGGCUCUCACUCGCAAGCAAAAGACUGGAACAAAGUCUGGCUUGCUUCGCCCGAGUACAAGCGAUCUAUCGAAGAAUUGGAGCAUAUAACUAGCGACGCCGCCUCAAAACCACCUGGAACGGUCGAUGAUGGCUUUGAGUUCGCCAUGCCGCUCUGGCAACAGACGAAGAUUGUGACACAUCGCAUGAAUGUCUCGGUUUGGAGAAACACUGACUACAUCAACAAUAAACUAGCACUUCAUGUUGGAUCUGCUCUCUUCAACGGCUUCUCUUUCUGGAAGAUCGGCCACAGCGUUGCAGAUUUACAACUACGCCUCUUUACGGUCUUCAAUUUCAUCUUCGUAGCCCCAGGAGUCAUCGCUCAAUUGCAGCCACUCUUCAUCGACCGACGAGAUAUUUACGAAGCAAGAGAGAAGAAGUCAAAGAUGUAUUCUUGGAUCGCUUUUGUCACUGGCCUCAUUAUCUCCGAGCUGCCCUACCUGUGUGUUUGCGCAGUGCUCUACUUCGUUUGCUGGUACUAUACCGUUGGGUUCCCUACCGAUUCCAAUAAAGCCGGUGCCACGCUCUUUGUUAUGAUUAUGUACGAGUUCGUCUAUACGGGUAUAGGCCAGUUUAUUGCAGCAUAUGCUCCGAAUGCUGUGUUCGCUACUCUUGCCAAUCCUCUGGUUAUCGGGACCUUGGUUUCCUUCUGUGGUGUUCUUGUUCCGUAUGCACAGAUUACGGCCUUUUGGCGUUACUGGAUUUAUUGGAUGAAUCCUUUCAACUACCUCAUGGGAUCCCUCCUCACAUUCACAACUUUCUCCGCUCCAGUCUACUGCGCCGAGUCGGAAUUUGCGAUCUUCAACCCCCCUCUCAAUCAAACCUGCGGUGUCUACUUGGCAGAUUAUAUGAGUGGUAUAGGCGCUCGUACAAACCUCACGAAUCCUAACGAUAGAUCUCAGUGCAAGGUUUGCGAAUAUCGGACUGGAUCCGAUUAUCUCUCGAGCCUAAACCUGGUCGACUAUUAUUACGGAUGGAGAGAUGCGGGGAUCGUGGUGUUAUUUGCGUUCACCGGUUAUGCCAUGGUGUAUCUGUUGAUGAAGUUGAGGACGAAGCAGUCCAAGAGGGCUGAAUAA